This is a messenger RNA of Canis lupus familiaris (dog), 1537 nucleotides long. It is a transcript of the gene LRRC28, whose product is annotated as leucine rich repeat containing 28. NCBI's taxonomy places the organism in Eukaryota, Metazoa, Chordata, Mammalia, Carnivora, Canidae. The record is from RefSeq and is a predicted model, not a curated record. The coding region runs from base 195 to 1298 and encodes 367 amino acids. The transcript has 10 exons. Gene Ontology annotation, molecular function: protein binding.
CGUAACGACCUUAGUGUUUGGUUCACUCGGGCAAAGCGGCAGGUGUUGGCCUGAGACUACUGAGAAAACAGCCUUUUACAGAUGCUUUUAAUACACAGUUUUGCAUUCUCUGAUCCCAGUAUUAGGCAAUUGGAAAAUGGACCAAUUUUGACAAGAUGUAGUGCUGCAGUGUGCCUGAUGGGAUAUGUUCAGUCAUGGCAUCUGAACUCUGUAAGACGAUCUCUGUGGCAAAGCUGGAAAAGCACAAGAAUUUGUUCUUAAAUUAUAGGAAUCUGCACCAUUUUCCAUUGGAGUUACUGAAAGAUGAGGGACUACAGUACUUGGAGAGGCUCUAUAUGAAAAGGAACUCCCUUACAACCUUGCCAGAAAACCUUGCUCAGAAGCUUCCAAACCUUGUGGAACUGUACCUUCACUCAAAUAACAUAGUCGUAGUCCCAGAAGCCAUUGGAUCCCUCGUAAAACUCCAAUGUUUGGAUCUUAGUGACAAUGCCUUACAAAUUGUUUGCCCAGAAAUUGGUCGUCUAAGAGCUUUACGUCACCUUCGAUUAGCUAAUAACCAACUGCAAUUCCUACCUCCAGAGGUUGGCGAUUUGAAGGAGCUGCAGACACUAGACAUUUCUACCAAUCGUUUGCUAACUUUACCCGAGAGGCUUCACCUGUGCCUUUCUCUGCAGUACCUCACCGUGGACCGAAAUCGUCUAUGGUGCGUGCCGCGCCAUCUCUGCCAGCUGCCCAGCCUCAAUGAGCUCUCCAUGGCUGGAAACCGUCUUGCAUUUUUGCCACUUGAUUUAGGUCGAUCUCGAGAACUACAAUACGUGUACGUGGAUAACAACAUUCACCUGAAAGGCUUGCCGUCCUAUCUGUAUAAUAAAGUCAUCGGGUGCAGUGGCUGUGGGGCUCCCAUUCAAGUUUCCGAGGUAAAGCUGCUUUCUUUCUCAUCGGGGCAGCUAACUGUUUUCCUGCCUGCCGAGGUGAAGGCCAUAGGGACAGAGAAUGACCAUGUUCUGCCUCUGCAAGAGCUGGCCAUGAGGAGUCUCCAUCACACCUACCACACUUUUCUUAAAGAUUUGAACUUUCUGUCUCCAGUCUCGUUACCCAGAAGUCUCCUGGAGCUGCUGCACUGCCCCCUGGGGCACUGUCACCGGUGUAGUGAGCCCAUGUUUACGAUUGUCUACCCCAAGCUCUUUCCCUUGAGAGAGACGCCGAUGGCAGGGCUGCACCAGGGGAGGACAACAGUUAGUUUUGUGGCUUACUGCUGCUCCACCCAGUGUCUGCAGACUUUUGACCUACUGAGUUGAUAAACACUCAAGAGCCUCAGGAGUUUUGCCAACUUGACACUGCAGUGGCCUGCAUAUUGUACGCUGUUUGUGUGGCAGAGGGACAGGACAGUCCAGCCUGGCGGAACAGGCCCUCACAUCCUGUCCUGUCAAAUGCGGGGGACUACAGAACUCUCUGGAAAUGUCAUGAUUGAGCUUCAGAGCUGAAAUGCCUUCACUCUUCCCCCCAAGUUGGAAUAUAUCCUCCCCCAAAUUAAGGA